Suillus subaureus is the source of this 1206-nucleotide messenger RNA. Its product is annotated as HAD-like domain-containing protein. The coding region runs from base 209 to 1048 and encodes 279 amino acids. The record is from RefSeq and is a predicted model, not a curated record. Gene Ontology annotation, molecular function: phosphoglycolate phosphatase activity; alkaline phosphatase activity. The transcript is spliced from 7 exons. Lineage: Eukaryota; Fungi; Basidiomycota; Agaricomycetes; Boletales; Suillaceae.
GUCACACUUGUUGCGCUUCUGAUGGACAGAUUACGUGAGCUAAGAAUAGACUGCACAAUACCAAACACGGUAAGACCACAGUUUGGAACGUUUGUGGGAUCGUUCUACCGCGGAAUCCCUCACCCCCACUACGCCUAACACCCAUCAUGCCCACACACCUCACAACCCGCCCAGAAUACUCCCUCUUAAUCGACAAUAUGACACAUGGAUGUUUGACUGCGACGGCGUAUUAUGGCAUGGCGAUCGCUUAAUCGAAGGGGCCGUAGAGGUUUUGGAGAUCCUUCGGAAGCGAGGAAAGCGAAUUCUUUUCGUCACCAAUAACGCUAGCAAGUCGAGGAAGAGUUAUAAAGCCAAGUUUGAUCACUUGGGCGUAGAAGCAAGUGUGGAAGAGAUAUAUGGAUCAGCAUAUGCUUCCGCCGUUUACAUAUCUUCCGUCAUGAAACUUCCAAAAGAUAAGAAGGUGUAUGUGAUCGGGAUGGCAGGCAUCGAAGAGGAGCUGAGAGAAGAGGGCGUUUCUUUCAUUGGUGGAACGGACCCAGCAGACUGCACCCUCGAACCAUUCUCCCUCUCAUCUUUCUCCCUCGACCCAGACGUCCAAGCCGUCCUCUGCGGCUUAGACCUCAGCGUGAACUAUACCAAACUAUCAAAAGCAUUCCAAUACCUCACACGAAACCCUGGCUGUCAAUUCCUAGUCACCAACGAAGACAGCACGUUCCCAAGCGCUAAUGGUCUCUUACCUGGAGCAGGAGCUAUCAGCGCUCCAUUACGCUUUGCACUGGAGAGAGAUCCAAUUAGUAUUGGGAAGCCUGCGAAGACGAUGUUGGAUUGUAUUCAAGCCAAAGUGAAAUUCGAUCCGGAACGCACGAUAAUGGUUGGGGAUCGGUUGAACACUGAUAUUCUGUUCGGACAAGCUGGGGGUCUGGCAACGCUCCUUGUUCUGACGGGCAUCACGUCGAAGCAAGAUAUCACUGGCGCAAACGCUUCACCAAUAGUACCCGACUACGUCACACAGUCUAUCGGAGACCUUCGUGUUGUCGAUGGACAAUAGGUCUAGUCUUCCUCAUGCUCACCCGCGUAGAAAGGGCUGGUCCCACAUGGGAAAUUGAUACAUAUCUAGAACACAUUUUGAAUAGAAGGAACUGGAACUGGAAUCGAUGCCUCAGAGAGAUCCGAUUACAUAGCUAGCGAUUCCUCGAAGAGAAGCGU